CACGACAUAAUUUAAGAUGUGAAUAAUCUAUUUUUGUAGAUCAGUUUCAGGAAGGCUCACUGAAAGCUCAAAAGGCAUCUUGCGCGGCAAAAGCACAUAGCCAGCCAGCUAGCUCAUGCUAGCUAGUCCGCAUUGUACUUUUAUGGCCACUUAACUGUCUGGAAUGCUUAACGUUAGCUUUUGUUCUGUUCCCUUUAAACUGCCCUUAGCGUAAAGCAAAAGAAAAAAUAUUCUCUGUACUGUCUGGGCAGUUCGGUAGUUAUAUCAGAGCCAGUUCGCCAUGUUAUGCAUGUUAAAUAUGACAGCGUGUUUGUUUGAUAGAUAAUGGUAACGUUAGACUGGUAAGACAAUAUCCACAAUAUUUAGCUAGCUAGCUAUCUGCCCUCCCAGCUCCGUAAUGUUGGCUAACCUAUAUUAACGUCUGUCAGGCGGUUCAUGGUUUAUAGUAGUUUGCGCUGAACAUUAGCCAUCCAGCUAUGGCAGGAACAUUAGAAAUAUCUGUGAGACUACUCGCUAGCCUGCUACCAAGUUUGACAUGCUAAUUCUGGUGACUCCCAAAUUGGUCCUGACGACACAUGGAAACAUGUCUCAACUUUGUCAGGACAGAAGCAGUCGGUGGCACGACAUUCAGAAAGGACUGCAGUUCAUACAAUCCACAUUACCAUACCCUGGAACACAAGAGGAAUAUGAGGUAUUUAUUCAUGCUCUUGUGAGGAACCUGUUCGGCGAGGGAAAUGAUGUAUUCUGUGAAGGCGAAUGGGCCAGAUCAGUAGAACUGCACACAGAGGCCUUAAACAUAACCGAGUAUGCUGAAUCGGAGGAUAUCGUCAUAUCUCCCGGAGCGAGGGAGAAGAUGUUUGCAAAUCGUGCUGCUGCCUACUUAAAUAUAGGUUUAUACGAUCAAGCUCUGGAGGACUGUGAAAAAGCUCUGACGUUAAAUGAUGGCAAUUACCGAGCGCUUUAUCGCAAGGCCAGAUGUCUAAAAGAGAUUGGAAGACACACAGAGGCCUAUGAUGCAGUGGCCAAAUGUUCACUGGCAGUGCCUCAGGAUUCUAAAGUAAUUCAGCUCACACAUGAACUUGCUCAGAUAUUAGGAUUGAAAAUUCGCAAAGCCUACAUCAGAAGCAAGCCUGCCUUAAAUAUUAUACCUGGUUCAACUAUAUCAAGUGCUACAAAUGAUAAGUUUUCAAAUGGAUCUCCAUCCGUGGACGAUAUCGAAAUGGAUGUGUCCCAGGUCUCCAUGGAGACAGCUGGCCCUGUGCCAGUCCCUUCUCAGCUGUCCGUCGAGAUGCCAACCUCAAUACCAAGCACAGUGCCAGUCCUCAACACGCCCCCAGAGGGCCUGCCAGCCUUCGAGAGGUCGGAGCCCGAGCCGGCCCCGCUUAACGUCCUCCCCCCCACCUCCUCCAUCAGCCCCAUGCCUCCCAUGGCCCCUGAGCCCCUCAACCACGAGUCUGGGCCCCUGGCCAAUCACAUGCUGGUGAAUGGGAACAGGUCCCAUGAGGUGUAUAAUAUGCCAGAGGCCCACCUGGACUUCAACUCCAAGAUCAUCGGGGACGACCUGGAUGACCUUUUGGACAACGUUGCUCAUGAGCAGUCCACAGAGGGCAUUCCCACCAUGGACGGUCCUCUGCCUCUACCCACCAGGAUGACCUCGGUCGGCCCUCUCUUCAUGCCCCCCCACAUCAUCCACCCGUUCCUGGCGCCCCUGACGCCCCUAACGCAGCAGUGCACAGUCACCCUUCCCGCGCCUUACCACAAGCCCAACGCCUAUUCUAUCGGUCUGGACCCCUUCCCCUCGGCCCUGGACUCCUUAGACUGUCUGUCCCUUUCCGAUGCACAGACAGGUACGGCCUUCACCUGGUUCACAGAAGAUGCUUGUCUUGAAGAUGAUGCUAAAAUUACCCCCCAUUCUCUUUUCAAUUUUGCUUCACCCGCUGUGAGUCCAGGCUAUGCUCAACACCCCAUCAUGCCUAUGAACAAUAAUAAUCAGCCAUUAUUUCCUCCGAUUGGGGUGCCCUUAAGUGCGCCUGAAUCAAAUAUUUCGCGGGUGGAUCUGUCCAAAAAUCCUCUUGCUGACACUCAUGAGUUUAAACAGGCGUGUGCGGCAUGCUAUGUGAAAUCGGGUCCUAGAGUAUUGGACUAUACCCACUACGUAGAGGAGCACAAAUGCAAAAAGGACAUUUUGCUGGGGAGAAUCAAGUAUUCGGGGAACAUCGCAUGGAAGCUUAUUCGACCAAGACCAACCAAGACUCAGUAUGUGGGGCCUUAUUACAUAUGCAAAGAUGUUGCCAUGGGAGAGGAGUGCAGAUACCCUGGUCACUGCACGUUUGCGUACUGCCAGGAGGAGAUUGACGUUUGGACGCUGGAGCGUAAAGGCUUCAUAAGUCGCGAGCUGCUUUGUGACCCGUUCGGCUCGAUACGAACGGUCCACCUGACGGUUCCCACGAUCCUCCAGGAGCAUCAUGGGAUAUUUAUGUUCCUCUGUGAGGUGUGUUUUGAUCACAAACCUAGAAUCAUCAGCAAAACCAACACAGAAAACCCAAGCCUGUGCUCUCAUCCAGUGACAAAGCAUAACUUUGAAGAGAAAAAGUGCCUGGUCCACAUUCUGAAGGAGAAUACGGUGCGGUACUCUAAGAUCCGGCCCCUCGCCCAACCGUGCCAGAUGGAUCUGUGCCGACACGAAGUGCGCUAUGGAUGUCAGCGCGAAGACUUCUGCUUCUACGCCCACAGCCUGGUGGAACUCAAGGUGUGGAUGCUGCAGUCCCAGCAAGGUAUUUCUCAUGAGGGUAUUGUUCAAGACGCCCACAGGUAUUGGAGCAUGGAGGCCAACUCACAAGGAAUUCAGGAAAUCCCUGCAGCACUGAAGCGCUUUGGGCCAUCCAACCUGAAGAUGCAGUUUGUGUGCGUGCAGUGUUGGAGGAACGGCCAAGUCAGUGAGCCAGACAAGAACAGGAAAUAUUGUGGUGCAAAGGCCAGGCAUCCGUGGGCCAAAGACAGAAGAGUACAGGUCAUAGUAAGCUCCAAUGAACGCAAGAAGUGGACGCCCAUUCGUCCUCUUCCCACAAAGAAGCCUGUCCCCUCUCAGUUUGAGAUCUGCAUGCAUGUCUCCGCUGGCAAGAAGUGCCAGUACAUUGGGAACUGCACCUUUGCACACAGUGCAGAGGAGAGGGACCUGUGGACGUACAUGAAGGAGAACAGCAUUGCCGACUUGGAGCAGCUGUAUGAGCUGUGGCUCCAGUCUCAGCGGCAAGGCUGGAACGAGGAGAGCUCUAACUGCGCCCUGCGAGAAAAUGGCAAGCAGAUCCACAUGCCCACCGACUACGCAGAGGAAGUGGCGGGGAACCACUGCUGGCUUUGCGGUAAAAACUGCAACAGUGAAAAGCAGUGGCAGCAACAUAUCACAUCAGACAAACACAAGGAGAGGGUUUUCAACUCUGAGGAUGACCAGAACUGCUGGCAGUAUCGCUUUCCCACCGGCACUUUCAAAGUUUGUGAAAGGUUCCUUAAGGGUACCUGCACAGAGGAGGAACUGUGCAAGUUUGCCCACGGUGACGAAGAACUGAAAGAGUGGAGAGACCGAAGAGAGUUCCUUAUGAUGAAACUUGCCAAAGCCAGAAAAGAUCACCUGAUAGCACCCAAUGACAAUGACUUUGGCAAAUAUAGUUUUCUGCUUAAAGACAUAAACUAACAUUUUAAUUAUGAUGGCACGUAAUGCACAGGAUGAUGCAUAAUGAUACAAGGUAAAAAGUACAAGUUGAGCCUUUUUUUUUUAAAUAAAAAAGAGGGCUCACUUUUGGCAAGUUCUAAAGGACCAAAAAAAACAGGCCUGUUCUCUCGGUUUGGAGAUUACGACAGAAUUCGUACAGACAGAGACGGCCUCGUGUUCUCAGUUAUCAUGGCUUUGUUGCUGUUAUCACAGAUUCAGAUAGGUUACGCACCAAUGCCUUUUACUUAGCAGUCAUGCUCCUGCCAGAGAGAGUGGGAUUGACUUUUUUUCAGUUGGAAUGAUAAAGUGAAAGAGAUGCCAAAGGUGAAGGUUGGAUCAUCGAAAGCCUCAGUUCUGAUAAUGGGAGCUUUGAGGAGCAAGAAUCGAUAGUUCUACGAACGAAAAAAUGGUAUUGUUGCAAAAUCUUUUUGGUUCUUAAUUCCGAGUUUGGAAUACUGAGACAUUUGAGGUAUUCUGGUAUUUUAUUAUGUUUAUUUUUCUGUCUUCUAUUAUGUUCUGCCUACCUGUCCAAAAAUAAAUCAUUUCCAGCAGAUUUUUUUUUCUGUUUAAA
Clupea harengus (Atlantic herring) is the source of this 4280-nucleotide messenger RNA. RefSeq names its product zinc finger CCCH-type containing 7A (gene zc3h7a). Gene Ontology annotation, molecular function: miRNA binding; protein binding; metal ion binding. Bases 536 to 3691 code for a protein of 1051 amino acids. Lineage: Eukaryota; Metazoa; Chordata; Actinopteri; Clupeiformes; Clupeidae. The record is from RefSeq and is a predicted model, not a curated record. The transcript has 23 exons. Gene Ontology annotation, biological process: miRNA processing.